Gryllus bimaculatus (two-spotted cricket) is the source of this 3680-nucleotide messenger RNA. The record is from the annotation of a GenBank genome assembly. Lineage: Eukaryota; Metazoa; Arthropoda; Insecta; Orthoptera; Gryllidae.
AAUAUCUUGGCAUGUCUCUUACGACUUUGAACCAAAAUGACACACGCGAAAGUUUCAACUUUUAACACCAAAUAAUAAAGUUCAAUAGUUAGUUCUCAAAUGAAAAAUAAUACUUUCGCAUCAAUUACGGGUUUUCAAAAUUCCUGCUAUACAAAUCCAGCAUGCACAGUAAAUGACGAGGUUACACAACCGCAUGCCAUCCGGUCCCAACUAUUGCCAACACAACAUUGUUUCAUCGUGGUUCCAAACGAAACAUAUGCCAGUUCUUGGGUACAUUGAAAAUCUCUGACGUAGGCCUUAUAAGUCAAUAAUUUAGAAACAAUAAUUACAAAAUCGCGGCAAGUAAUAUUAUAGGAGUGUUGUGUAGUGGACUCACGAGAGGUACCUUUUUGCAAUGUCGCAAACUGCGGUCGCAAAAUAGCUCCAAUAAAUGUGAAGAGCAAACUUCGGUAAAACUGCUACAAAUAGUGCUGAGUACUUGCAUUAAGGUUUUGACUUUUAAGGCGAGUGAAAUAAAUAACAUUUGUGGAAACUUGUAACCUCGCCUUCAGUAACAGUGUUUGGGACCUGUAGUAAUGGUCAGCUUACCUCUACUGGAUAUUUUCCACUGUUUGCUUGGACCUUGGACAGUGGUCGGCGUCGAUUACGUAUUUGCGGCGCAGACAAGAUAAAAUUCACGUAUGAAUUUCCCUUUCAACUCGUGCUGUCAUACGUGGCAGAAGGAACCAUAAAUGGUAAGUCAGUCACGGAAGUGACUAAUAGUGUGGCAUCAAUCUUGGCGUUUUUAUUUUGAUUACUUUAUCUGGCAAUUGUCAAUGUGUUCGUGAGCGCGUACAUGUCGUGUUAUGUGCUGGUUAUGUGUUUGUGGGGUGCUGUGGAUGUAUCGUACAAAAGUUGGCAAUGCAUGUGUUAUGGAAGACAGCACAUUGGAGCACAUUAUGGCUUCGCGGCUGUCAAUGAAGGUACCGGGCUUUUUAAUUGCGAUGGACGAUUUCAUGCUGGAGAUUGUGUAAAUGAACGCAUACAUACGAUGACGUAGCCAAUUAAUUAUUUUGUUGUAAUGGAAGUUUUGGACUGUUCCAUUGUAGAGUGGAAUAUUACAAACAAAGGAUUUCAGGAUGAUGCAUCAUGAUGUAAUCCACAUGUAAUGUGAUGUAAAGAAGGCAUCACAAUUUAAGGUCUUACUAAUUGUUAAAUUGCAACACUAUGGCUGCAGUUAUUAAUCAAGUUCAAAGCGAUACUGAAACUACUUCAGAGUCAUCAGUUGUAAAUUCACUUUCAGUCGCCAACAUGGAUUGCUCCAUAAUUCGCGGAAAAACUGUUUUAGUGAGCCCUAAUGAACAGCAGUUUGAUCUUCUUCUUCAAAAACUGGCUGAUAGAUUGAAUGAUGGGCGAGGAGAAACAAUAUAUGAUGUGGGAUAUGGAGAUGAUGACUGUGAGAGUGGCUUGAAGCAAGAAGAGUAUGAAUCCUCUGUGGCAACAUUGCAAGCCCUUUCAUCAGCAUUAAAUGCUGAUUGUGUGCUUCUUCGCUUGAGAAAAGGGGAAGAUGGUGUUACAGGUCAAUUCCUUGUUAGAAGAAGAAUUGAUCAGCAAGAUUUCUUGGAAAUCAGAGUUGCUGUUGUUGGUAAUGUUGAUGCCGGUAAGUCCACUCUGUUGGGUGUCCUGACUCAUGGAGAAUUAGAUAAUGGCCGAGGACAUGCUCGUCAAAGAUUAUUCAGGCACAAGCACGAGAUGGAAUCUGGUAGAACCAGCUCUGUAGGAAAUGAUAUUUUGGGUUUUGACAGUACUGGAAAUGUAGUCAACAAACCUGAACAUGGUUCUCUUGACUGGGUAAAAAUAUGUGAGAAAUCAUCCAAAGUUAUCACUUUUAUUGAUUUGGCUGGUCACGAACGAUAUCUCAAGACAACAGUGUUUGGUAUGACUGGACAUGCCCCAGAUUUUGGAAUGUUGAUGGUGGGAGCGAAUGCUGGCAUUGUUGGAAUGACUAAAGAGCAUUUGGGAUUGGCCUUGGCUCUGAAUGUUCCAGUAUUUGUUGUGGUCACCAAAAUUGACAUGUGUCCUCCAAACGUACUUCAGGAUACUUUACGACUCCUUGUACGUAUUUUAAAGUCUCCUGGGUGUCGUAAAGUGCCAGUCAUGGUAAAAAGCCCUGAUGAUGUUGUUAUAAGUGCAACUAAUUUUGUGUCUGAGAGAUUGUGUCCAAUAUUCCAAGUUUCUAAUGUAAAUGGCGAAAAUUUGGACCUGUUAAAAAUGUUUCUGAAUCUCUUAACUACAAGAAUUGCAACUCAUGAUGAUGAACCAGCUGAAUUUCAAAUUGAUGAUACGUACUCUGUGCCUGGUGUUGGUACUGUUGUAUCAGGAACAACAUUGAAGGGAGUAAUACGACUAAAUGAUACGCUACUACUGGGUCCUGACCCUCUGGGUCAUUUUAUCCCCAUUGCAGUGAAGAGUAUUCACAGGAAGCGAAUGGUUGUUCGAGAAGUUCGAGGAGGUCAGACUGCCUCCUUUGCUCUUAAGAAGAUUAAAAGAUCACAGAUUAGAAAAGGAAUGGUGAUGAUAUCUCCUUCUUUAAACCCUACAGCUUGUUGGGAAUUUGAAGGUGAAAUUUUAGUUCUUCAUCAUCCAACAACUAUUAGCUCUCGCUACCAAGCAAUGGUGCAUUGUGGAAGUAUUCGACAGACUGCAUCAAUUCUGUCUAUGUCCCAAGAGUGUCUGCGAACUGGAGACAAAGCACUUGUACAUUUCCGUUUUAUAAAACAUCCAGAAUACAUUAAACCUGGGCAGCGAAUGGUAUUUCGUGAAGGACGUACUAAAGCUGUUGGUAAUGUUGUGCGGUUAAUUCCGCAAGCACAUCCAGGGGCCCAGGUCUCUCGUAGCAAGCCAAAUAAGAUGCAAGCAAAGCAGCAGAGCUCUUCUGUAUCACACACAUCUAUUCCUGCACAUACAUGUGCUCCUUCUGCAGCAACUCAGCAGUAUUCAGCUGGAAAUAAUGCAGAGCCAGGUUUUCCAUUUGAAUCUGCCCGUGAGAAUUCUGCACCACGCUCCGGCCGCAAGAGCAGAGGAAGGAGAGGAGGACGGGGUCGAACAACAGCAGCAACUGGUACUCCUCAGAAGAUCAUAAUUGAUUCAAGCAGUGUGGUUACUUCGCACAAUAAAAAACUGUAGUGUACAUAAAUAAUUUUUUAACAUUGAAAUUGGUAUGCUAUCUGGCAGAACAAUAAAAACAUAGAAAUAGAUGUUGUGAUAUUUUUUUGAGAAAAAGUUUGUGAAAAUGAAUGUGUGUAAUGAUCUCUGGAAGGUAUAAUACCUGAAUUGUCUUAAUAAAACUUGUUGCAGAUCUGGUUAUCACUAUUGAGAAUCUAAAGUUUUUCAUUACAGAACUGCUUUAGGUGGCAGAGGUCGUCUCCAUGUGAGGAAACUCUGAGGGAUUUGACCUUUUGUAAGUGUAUAAGAAAUGUUUGAACAGAACACAAACUGCAUGUAUUAACUGCUGCAUUUCCGCUUGUUUUGAGUUUGCGAAAUUUGAAAACCUUGCAAUUCAUUGCAUUGCAUUGCAUUGCAUUGCAUUGUUGCCCUUUAAGUAUUUUGUGAAAUUUUUCAGUCUGUCUAAAUUCGUUGAAAUGAAAACAUGUCAGUAAUGAUAUAAAUUUCAUGCCUUUUGAACUUGAAUUUUGUUUUUC